CCAACAAAAAAAAAUAAAACUUCCAUACGUAUACUCCUUUGCUUUCAUAUCUACCACAUUUUUCAUUGUUCUUAUUCAAUUUCAUGUUGACUUUUCUUAUUCGAUUGCUCCAAUUUACACCCUGUUCAUAUUUGCCGCAAUUAGUAACUUGAUUUCCCUCCAUACUUUAUAUGGUUUCCUUCAAUUUAUUACAGAUUACACUAUAAAUACCAUCCAUACCUUAUUCUGUACAUUUCCAAUUCUUUGGUUAAAAAUCUUUCAUAUAAUCAAUUUUCUUCAAUUUCAAAGCCAAUUCAUUUGAUAUCUUUCAUUAAAUUUGGAUAAUUUGUAUUCUGGGUAUUUAGUUAAUCCCCUGUUCUCAAAGUUCUAGGUCACACAAAUCAAUGGCAGCUGACUCUUCUCAACCUAGAUCAGUCCACGAAUUUGUUGUCAAGGAUGCAAGUGGAAACGAUGUUGAUCUCAGCAUUUACAAAGGGAAGGUGCUGUUGAUUCUCAACGUUGCAUCACUAUGUGGUCUUUCCAAUACAAACUACACAGAGCUGACUCAAUUGUAUGAUAAGUACAAGGGCCUAGGUUUGGAAAUCUUGGCAUUUCCAUGUAACCAGUUUCAUAACCAAGAGCCAGGAACUAAUGAGGAGAUCGUGGAGUUAGCAUGCACAAAAUUCAAAGCCGAAUUCCCCAUUUUUGACAAGAUUGAAGUGAAUGGUAGUAAUGCUGCCCCAAUCUUUAAGUACUUAAAAUCAAACAAAAGCGGGUUUUUGGGAGAUGGAAUCAAGUGGAACUUUACUAAGUUUCUUGUUGAUAGAGAUGGUGUCGUUGUUGACCGUUACUCACCAUUUACUUCCCCAAAGAGCAUUGAGAAGGACUUGAAGAAACUGUUGGGCAUCCCAAAAUAAGGGUAGGCUUAUAAGGAGGCAUCUUGGCCAUGAUAUGAUACUUGUGAAUAAGAGUGACUAUAUAUUAACGUCAUUUUCGUAUUUCAUUUGUGUUCGCUAUCACCUGUUAUUAUGAUUCCCAUUAGCAUAAAGGCUGUUCUUUGGCAAUGUAUGUACUGUUUGUCAACCUUCCAAUAUUUGAUAAUGUAAAUUAUGCUCAAGUUUUUAUUUCUUCA
Molecule: messenger RNA, 1111 nt
Organism: Chenopodium quinoa (quinoa)
Lineage: Eukaryota; Viridiplantae; Streptophyta; Magnoliopsida; Caryophyllales; Amaranthaceae
Product: probable phospholipid hydroperoxide glutathione peroxidase
Exons: 6
Coding region: 384-896 (170 amino acids)
Biological process (GO): response to oxidative stress
Cellular component (GO): cytosol
Molecular function (GO): glutathione peroxidase activity
Source: RefSeq, a predicted model, not a curated record